AUGAAUCAAUCCCAAUCCCCUGUUGUUUGGUUUCAAAACCAAAUUAAAAUCUCUAAGAGAAGGGGCUCUCAUUUAAUCACUAAUGAAGUCACUAGAUGUGUUUCUCAACAACUCAAAACUAUUAAAGUUGGAAUGUGUAAUGUAUUUUUAAUGCAUACAUCUGCUUCAUUAUGUAUUAAUGAAAAUUGUGAUCCAUCUGUAAGAAAAGAUAUGGAAACUAUUUUUAAUAAACUAAUCCCUGACGGAACAAAGCCAUAUGAACAUUGCAUGGAAGGAGAUGAUGAUAUGCCAGCACAUGCCAAAUGUUCUAUGUUUGGGUGUAGUUUAAAUAUUCCAAUAAGAGAAGGUGGUUUAUGUUUAGGGACAUGGCAGGGUAUCUAUUUAAACGAACAUAGAGAUGACGGUGGGUCAAGAACGAUUGUUGUGACACUCAAUGGAAUUAAAUAA
This is a messenger RNA of Entamoeba dispar SAW760, 447 nucleotides long. RefSeq lists its product as uncharacterized. The coding region runs from base 1 to 447 and encodes 148 amino acids. NCBI's taxonomy places the organism in Eukaryota, Evosea, Mastigamoebida, Endamoebidae. The transcript is spliced from 3 exons. The record is from RefSeq and is a predicted model, not a curated record.